Molecule: messenger RNA, 3033 nt
Organism: Pyrenophora tritici-repentis Pt-1C-BFP
Lineage: Eukaryota; Fungi; Ascomycota; Dothideomycetes; Pleosporales; Pleosporaceae
Product: calpain protease palB-rim-13
Biological process (GO): proteolysis
Molecular function (GO): calcium-dependent cysteine-type endopeptidase activity
Source: RefSeq, a predicted model, not a curated record
AUGACUGACCGGGCUACUGAGCUUGAGGCUCUCAAAGCCGCUGCAAGCAAGUACCGCACACAGCUGAAAACGGCCGCCACCAAGGAUGAAGCGCAAGACUUGGCCCUAAGCGCAGCCGAAAGCCUCAUGAAAGCCAUGAAGUUGUCGUCAAACUCGAACGAGAGGACGCAACUCCACGCACAGUGUAUCGAAGCCAUGAACGAUGCUGAUAGUAUCAAGAAGAAUGAGCAAUGGACACCUCCAAAUGCGCCGCCGCCCAGUUCCCAAAAUGAACGCAUCAGCCACUGGGCUGCGGAAGUGACCGUACACGAUAGCAGUACCCCGUCAAAUUGGUCUCGUCACGACUCUCCUUCAAGCACUGCAUACCCAUUUUCUGAUGCUUUGUCCAGUGCACCAACUCUACAGCGACCUUCGCCACUGCUUGAUCUUUCGGACUCUCCUUUCUCUGUCAACAAAACAAGGGCAUCAGCUAAUGUAUCUCACGAAGAACAUCAGAGUGCUCAAACCGGCAAUAGCACUGAAAAUGUCAACACUGGCAUGACACCGUCUGUGCCGACCUAUCCCCCCAAUUUGCUAUCCCUGGCUAAUGGUUCCUCGUCCGCCCCCCACACCCAGAUACAUAAGUUACGGGAGCCGGUAUCCAGCAGGACUCUAACCAAAAAGGAGCAGAUUAUCUUGCUAAGGUCCUCGAUGGUCAACGGUUUCAAGUUUCCGCCAUGGGACCGGGUUCCAUCACCAGACGAGUUUCUACGCCAAGACGGCCCACACCCGUUCAUUGAACUACCUGAGCUAACUCUAUCGCCGUAUCAGCAGCAGUUCUUUCAGGCUUGGCUACCUUCUAGACAAGCCAUUCCACCACCUUCCCUCAUUCCCCACGGUAGUGCCAGUGUUGGGCCCGUGAUGUCUAGCCCGAGAGCCCUCGAUCUUGUACAGGAUGCAGCAUCAGAUUGCUCGGUAGUGACAAGUUUGUGCGCUGGAGCUGCUCGUGCAGAACGCGGCCAUGAUCAGAUUAUCCGGGAUAAACUGUAUCCAUACGACAAGCAGAGAAAGACGCCCGUGCUCUCUUCCAACGGCAAAUACAUUGCGCGAUUCUAUUUCAAUGGCUGCUGGAGGAAGGUCCUCAUCGACGAUCGCUUACCCGUCUCAAACACCUAUCGGCUGCUUCACGUUCACGACCGCCGUAACCCAGCAUUGCUAUGGCCACCACUCCUAGAGAAAGCCUACCUCAAAGUUCGAGGUGGCUACGACUUCCCAGGCAGUAGUUCCUGUAGUGACCUGUUCACAAUGACUGGCUGGAUUCCAGAGCAAGUCUUCUUGCAAGAGACCGACACUGUUCCCGAUCAGCUGUGGAAACGCAUCUACAACGCUUUCAUGUAUGGAGAUGUCCUUGUCACUGCAGGCACCGGAAAGAUGUCGAGCAAACAAGAGCAGGAAGUUGGUCUAGAAGCCCAACACAGUUAUGCCGUAUUGGACAUGAGGGAGGUAGGCCCCGACCGGCUGUUACUUGUCAAGAACCCAUGGGUAGAAGGUAAAGGCUGGCGUGGACCUCGCCCAUCGGCUGUGGCAGCCAUGGAUGCGUCUGUAUCGGACCGGGAGCCCAAUAACAGCCUCGAGUGUUACCACAAGGACAGCAUUCCGACUCCUGAGCGACCGCACCCAACAACAUUCUGGAUCGGACUGGAGCAAGUCAUACAGCACUUUGAGGGCCUGUAUCUGAACUGGAAUCCGGGAUUGUUCCAAUAUCGGCAGGACAUUCAUUUUCAGUGGAACGUCGGAGCACCAGCACCAGGUGCAUGCAUUUUCGAGCAUCCUCAAUUUGCCUUUACCUGUAAAGAAGCGGGUCCGGUGUGGUUUCUUCUAAGCCGCCACUUCCAGGACGCACCGGCGCCUACCAAGAAAGAGUCCGAUACAGUCGACGGUGGCGUCAUGCUCCCUGAGAGUCAAUUCCACACCCACGAAGAGACCCCAAAGGGUUACAUGAGCAUAUACAUCUGCAACGGACAGGGAGAUCGACUCUACGUCAAGGAUACCUACCUAGAGUCCAGCGACUAUGUCACAACUCCACAGUGCCUCCUCCGCGAUAAUGCAAAGGCCAAAUCAAGCUACACUGUAGUGAUUGAUCAGGACGAGUUGCCUUCAUCUCUCUACUCUUUCACCUUGUCUGCUUUCGCCAACACGCCAAUCACACUGGAGCCGGCAAAGCAGCGAUUCCCCAUACAAAAGCUGGAAGAGGGAGCGUGGACAAGGCAAACGGCGGGUGGUAGUACUGACUCGGCAAGGUACUUUGACAACCCUCAGUACUCACUCAUCAUGCGUGAACAGGGCUCGCUAGCGAUUCUAUUGACGGGUACAGAUCACGAACACCCUUUGCAUGUAAAACUUGCCAUUGGCCACGGUAAGAGACUGUAUCGACUCCAGAGCCGAGAUGUAUUUGGAGACUCUGGCAAUCAUCGAAGUGGAUGUGUCUAUGCAGAAAUCAAGGACGUCCAGGCGGGAUCUUACACGCUCAUCUGUUCAUUGUUUGAAUCUGGACUCACUGGCGGCUACAAACUUCGAGUGGAUAGCACCAGCGACAUGGAGCUGAAGCAAAUUCCGCGCGAGGGGGCGGGGUUGCUUUUGAUGAAGCUAGCGCCGGCAUGCUUCAGUCCAAGCAUCAACAAAGUGGCAGCGCCGCUGCGGCUCAUGCGGCUGGCUUCGUAUACCAUCAUUGCCCGCUUCAUGAAGGCAACUAGCCCUCGGGCAACGGAUACGGACAAGCUAGCCCGGAGUCCGCUACGGCUCUGUGUUGAGAUUGGUCGAGGCCCGGAUCGCAAGUUCAUUACCGCUAGCGAAGGCGGAUCUUACGCCGAUUCUGCCAUGGUUCGGUCCGAGAGCGUUAACAUCGAUCCGAAGCUGGGCAUGCAGGGAGAAGUCUGGCUAGUUCUGGACAGGUUGACUAGCGCUGGGGGUCCUGUGGAGGAGUGGUACGAUGUCGAGAUCUAUGUCGACACGCCCCAGGCAUGUGAAGUGGGUGUUUGGCGGGAUUACAACUGA